CUCUGUCUCCUAUAUUAUAUCUGCUCUAGCUUAAUACGUGAUCUAAUAUCAGAUCUGCUUGCUCUCUGUGCGACGGCGCCCACCCUCCACUUCCGGCCCAUCUACAUACCGCCUGUGUUGCUCUGACGGAUUCCGCCGUUCUAAUAACAACCUCCAUCUCUUCGACACGUCUGAGCAAGCGUAUUUAAGAUUGUUUCGCGCAGAUCCCCCGAGAUCUUUUUCUCUCUUUCUUCCUACCUGACCUCAUCACAUCAACACUCGAACUCGAUCUACCUUAUCCGUGCUCGACUCUACUGCUCUAGUUCAACCACGCUAAGCGCGCUCCCGCACCAAAACAACCACGAUCAUCACGUCUGAAACCGCGAACUGCCCGCGCUCGACUGCCUAUUCCAAGUCGCGCUGAAUAAGUUAGCCUAUUAAUAGUUCGCUAUAACUAUCUCGCGACAAUUGCUUUUCCGACAUGGCUACUUUAACCAUGAGCCCCGCUGUCCGUCAGCCGUUUGCCAGUGUGGACGGCCCGCGUAUCCGGUCCCUGCUGAAGACCAAGAUGAACCUCACCAACCAGCAGAAUGGCGCCUCCCCGCUCUCUCUGAAGCGUCCUGCGACCUCCGACUCGGAUUCGGAGAACGUCGAUCCCGCGACUUUCGGCCUGUCCAUCAAGCGCAAGCGUUGCUCCGAUGAUGAUGACAUGUCCAAGGAAAACCUGAAGCCGGCUAAGACGUCUCGCUUCGUUUUGACUACUGUCGAGUCCAAUGUGACUCUCAAGGCUACUCCAUUGAGCACUCGUACCAGCCGUGCCUCAACCCCUGCGUCGACCCAGAUCAAGCCGGCCGGACGUUCCCCUCAGAUGAAGGCUCGCAAGGUCUUCGGUCGUCGCUCAGUCAACACCAGCCGCGUCGAGCCUGUUAUUCCUAAACGUGCUCCAGUUUCUCGUGCUCCGUUUUCCAUCACUACAGCCUUGUCGACCGGAAAGUCCAAGGCUUCCUCUCGCCCCAAGCCCAGCACUUGGUUCUUUGACAUCCACGUCGACUCAGAGCAGGAUGAAAUGACCAACUUGAUGCAACACUCGACCUGCGUCCUCGACAUCAGCGAUGACGAGGGCAAGGGCAAGACCGAUGGCCGCGGCAAGGAAAACAUUCCUCCGCACGAAUUGGGUAUCCAGCUCGCAAGCUCUACUAACGUCUCUGUCGCUACUUCCCGCAAGAACAUGAAGACGAUCGAGCCUCGCUCUCCCCUUGGAGAGCUGGACGCUACCGAUUACUACGCAGAUGGCUGCCACUCUCUUUCUGUCGCUGUCAUUUACGAUGAAGAGCCCCAAUCGACCUCUGAGAAGAUCGCCGACAUUCCAUCCGUCCAGGCUCCUAAGAAGCCAGAGCAGGCCAACAUUGCUUCUAUUUCCUCCUUGCUCGCGGCCACCGCUCCAGUUAAGGAAGACGCUCCUAAGACCGCAACCACUACUCCCACUGAGACUGAUAUUGAGAUCUGGGAGAGCGGUAGCGCCGCCGAAGAGGCCGCAGCUAACGCUUCUACCGAUGGCGCUGAGCCUGCCAACAUCUUCUUUUCGUAGAAUUGUUUCGAUUUCAGUCACUCUAGCGCGGCGUUGACAGGUUCACUGCUUGGCAGGUGGCCCCUUCUUCUACUGUAAAGGCGUUGGGCACAAAUGGAUAGCGGCACUCAUGGCGUUUCUUCGGACUUUCGUUUUCUACAAUACCCCAUUUC
This is a messenger RNA of Paecilomyces variotii, 1719 nucleotides long. RefSeq lists its product as hypothetical. The transcript has 2 exons. NCBI's taxonomy places the organism in Eukaryota, Fungi, Ascomycota, Eurotiomycetes, Eurotiales, Thermoascaceae. Bases 461 to 1567 code for a protein of 368 amino acids. The record is from RefSeq and is a predicted model, not a curated record.